AUGAAUUUAUUAAUAUACGUGUUUCUAAUCUCUUUCGUCAAAUGUUUUGAAUCAACAUGCAAAUACUUACACGUUUCAACUGACAUUGAUAAAAGCAAAGACGAUAUAAUCAAAGCAGGUGUACCAGCCAGACAGUGGGUAUUGGAAGCAGACACAUUUCAAUUGGUGAAUAACUCCGUUCAAAUGGACUACUUAUAUGUCUCUAUGGACAACAAGAUCUAAUUAACAUAAGACAUGGUGCAGUUGGAAUUUGAUGAUCAUUAUUUUGCAAACAGUACACUUAACAUAGAGCAUCAUUAAAACAAUGUCUUUUCAUUGAAAAUUGAUUACAGAUGUAAAUAAUACGGCGGUAGAUUGAUUCAGUAUGAAGUGAUAUUUAAUAUACCAUCUUGUGGAUCUGCUAAAAUUUAUUGGUAAAAAUUAUGUGGAAGUCCUUUGAUAAAACGCCAUGGAUUAAAUGUGGAUGCACUUAUUAAGUCAUACAAUUAAACAGUUGUUAAGGAUGGAGAAUUGGUAAACAAAGCUUAUUGGGACAAGGACUUUGAUAAUUUUGUUUUCACAGUUCCAGCCAAUCUGAAUUACUCCAUCUUUUACGUUUAUAUGAAUCUAACUAAGAACAGCGAUGAAGAAAACAUUUUGAAUAAGGAGGAAACAAAAGAUUUCUUUAAAGAAGUUGAUUAAUCGAAAUCAGAAGCAGAAACAACAUAGGAAGAAUUUCAAGUUUUGGAAGCAAUACUAAAAUUAAUACCAGAAGUGCAUAUCUCUCCUCCAUAUGUUGAUGCAGAUCAUACUAUUACGAAACCAAUUAUAAGAGGCGAUUUAUUUAAAGGUGGAGUUGUAACAGAUGAGCCCUCAACUUUAAUUGUAGAAUACAACUGUGUUGAAAAUGGAAAUACCACUAUAGAAUUAAAUAUUCCUUUGUAGUAUUUCUAAGAUAUUACUAUGGUAUUUUAAAAGCAAUGUGUAGUUUCCGCAUAAAGUUCAUUUUCAACUUUAUCAUUUUUAUUUUAUUUGAUCUGUUUUGCAGUUGCAGGGUUUAUGCUGUAUACAUUUGAAGUACAUAAAAUGAGUUUAAGUGAUAUUUUGAGAACCUUUCAACAACGAUAGAGAUUCAAUUACAAGGCAACUGGAAAGGAUGAAGAUAUUGAAUCUGAAUUCAAAAUAGGAAGAUUAGUUGAUAAUUAGGAAAGUAAAUAUGGUAGCAUUUGA
Paramecium tetraurelia is the source of this 1209-nucleotide messenger RNA. RefSeq lists its product as uncharacterized. NCBI's taxonomy places the organism in Eukaryota, Ciliophora, Oligohymenophorea, Peniculida, Parameciidae. The transcript has 3 exons. The record is from RefSeq and is a predicted model, not a curated record.